Metopolophium dirhodum (rose-grain aphid) is the source of this 570-nucleotide messenger RNA. Its product is annotated as tigger transposable element-derived protein 6-like. The record is from RefSeq and is a predicted model, not a curated record. The coding region runs from base 1 to 570 and encodes 189 amino acids. Gene Ontology annotation, molecular function: DNA binding. Gene Ontology annotation, cellular component: nucleus. Lineage: Eukaryota; Metazoa; Arthropoda; Insecta; Hemiptera; Aphididae. The transcript has a single exon.
AUGAGUUUGAAAAGGAAGCAAAUGUCUAUAGAUCUAAAAACUAAGCAACUAAUUUUAGUAGAAGUCGAAAAAGGUACAUUGCCUAAAACCAAAAUCGCGGAGAAAUUUGGCAUUCCAAAAUCAACAUUAUCAACAAUUAUUAAAAAUAAAGAUAAGAUUGACGAAGCAGUUGCGCUUGGUUCAACCAACAGUACAAAGCGUCUACGAAAACCCAUGCUUGAAGACGUUGAAAAGGAACUUUUGAAGUGGUUCAAAAAAGCCAGAGACUCCAACAUUCCACUAUCAGGUGCACUUGUGAGGGAGAAAGCAAAGGAGAUUUGUACUUCCAAUGGCGUUGAGCAUAUGGCGUAUUCUGAUGGCUGGUUAUGGAGAUUUCAAAAACGGUAUAAUAUUUCUUGUCAUGUUUUGAGCGGCGAGGCAAAUAAAGUUGCAGAUGAAGACGUAAAUAAAUGGCUUCAAGGGUUCGUAAAGGUGAGGCAAUCCUAUAGCGAAAAUGAUAUCUUCAAUAUUGAUGAGACCGGUGUUUUUAUAAUUUAUUGCCCGACCGUUCAUUGGAUUUUAAAGGAGUGA